AUGGUAUGGGAUCACUAUUCAGGGCUUAGUUUGGAGUAUUGGGAUGAAGAAACUUUAUUUACUAUUAGUAGAGCAAUUGGAACUCCUAUCAAAGUUGAUGCAACUACCUUACAAUACCAGAGCGGAUAUUAUGCAAAAGUUUUGGUUGAGAUUGAUUUAGCUAAAACAAUUUCCAAUAAGCUUUGGAUAAUUACUAAGUAUGGAGCAUUCUCUCAGGGGGUAACUCUUACCAAACUGCCUAAAUUUUGUACUAAAUGCAAAAUUGUGGGUCACUUAACUACAGAAUGUAUAGUUUCACAACAAUCUUCAAAAGCAGGAAGUUCUAAUGAGGUGGAGAAGAAGAUUAUUAUUGAUCAAAAUCAAAGCUCUCCAUCAUCAAGGUUGAUGCCUUCUGAGCAGCAAAAAUCCAGUCAAGUUCAAAAUCCUCACAACUCUGGUAAUCUUACUAUACCUCCAAUAAAUUUAGACAUUACAAAACUUAUUCAACAUCCUCAUGUUUCCAUGGAAAAUCAUUCAACUGAAGUUACUGAGAUAAAUUCUGAUCUGAAUAUUAUCAAUUCUACUAUUGAUAUCAAAGUUACACAGAACCCCUUUGAAUCAAGUGAAGAAGUGGGUUCUUCUAAAUCUUCAAAGAAAAAGCCUCCUCUAAAGCCAGCAGUUGUCACAAGGAAAGCUAGUAAAGAAUAUCUUAAGCAUAUGAUUGAUAAGGGGAGUUUAUCUCCUCAACCACCACCUCAAGGUGAUGUCCUUGUCACUGGAGUUCAUGCCAAUUCAUAUACUAUCAACAGAAGAGAAUUGUGGCAAGACUUAUCUGAUAUUAGUCUUAUGAAUAAACCAUGGUUAGUGCUGGGAGACUUUAACACUAUUUUGUCUAUUGAUGAAAAAAGAGGAGGUACAAGCCUUAUUUCAACAUCAAUGAAGGAUUUCCAGGAUUGUGUAGAUUUUUGUGGUUUGUUACAAGCUCCUAAAAAUGGGCUAGAUUUUUCUUUGUGUAAUGGGAGAGAUGGAAACAAGAGGAUUCUCUGCAACCUUGACGGAGCCUUAUUUAACUUAAAAUGGUUGGAUAAAUUUAAUGGGUGGCAUUAUAAAGUUGGAAAUAGAGGGAUUUCUGAUCAUAGUCAUCUUCUGGGUUCAGAUGCAAUCAUUCCUAGAGCUCCUAAUCCUCCUUUUAGAUUUCAACAAAUGUGGUUGAACUACCCAAAUUUUUUGCAAGUCUUUUGUGAUGUUAAGGAUACUCUUAAAAAAGCAGAAGAAAAGGUAUUGGAGGAAACUCUAAAGUCUGAUAGUGACCCCACUAACAUCAACCUGCUAAAUAACUUGGUUACUGCUAGAGGACUUUGUGAUAUGGCUGCAAACAAUUAUAAUACUUUUCUUAGGGACAAGGCAAGAAUUAGCUGGAUUCAAGAUGGUGAUGUUAACACUAAAUUCUUCCAUACAAGCAUCAAGUUAAGACAAGCUCAAAAUGCUAUUUCUGAAAUUGAAAACUCUUCUGGCAAUACUAUUACUGAUCAACUGGGUGUUUCUAAUGUUCUUAUUGAUUACUUCAGCACCAAAUUUGCUCACCAAAAUGUUAGUAUACAUGAUUCUUUCUUUGAAGCUUCUCCAACUGCGAUAACUGCUGAAGACAAUUCCUUUCUAGAAAAAGUACCCUCUGAAGAAGAUAUCAGAAAUGCAGUUUUUGAUCUAAAUCAGGAUAGUGCUCCAGGGCCUGAUGGGUUUACUGGUAUUUUCUACAGGUUUGCUUGGGAAGUUAUAAAAACUGAUUUAGUAACUGCAGUGCAGUAUUGCUGGGAGAACAACUUUAUUCCUAGUGGGAUGAACUCCAAUUUUCUUGUUCUGAUUCCAAAAGUUCAUGGAGCUAAGAAUGCUAAGCAGUUUAGACCUAUUGGUCUUAGCAAUUUCUGCUUCAAAGUUAUUACUAAGAUUGUUACCAUGAGAAUCAGUCAAUACUUACCAAAAAUAAUUUCUCCUCAGCAAUGUGCCUUCAUCAAAAAUAGGAAUAUCCAUGAACAAGUCUUGCUUGCUUCUGAGCUAGUGAAUGAAUUAUCAGUUAAAAGAAGAGGAGGCAACUUGGGUUUAAAAUUAGAUAUCUCUCAGGCUUAUGAUACCAUGAGCUGGGAUUUUUUUUGUAAAGCUCUUACAAGAUAUGGUUUUUCCAAGAAGUUCUGUGAUUGGGUUAUGGUCCUACUUAAAACCACAAAAUUAUCAAUCAUGGUAAAUGGAGGCCCUAUUGGAUUCUUUGGUGUUGGCAGAGGAUUAAAGCAAGGUGAUCCCCUUUCUCCAAUUCUUUUUAUUCUUGUUGAAUAUAUUUUAAGUAGGAACAAUCACAAACUAGUUCAUGAGAGGAAAAUUCUACCCAUGGUGAUAAGAAAUGGCAUUCAUCGCACUCAUUUACUUUUUGCUGGUGAUAUUUUCUUGUUCUGCAAUGGAAACAUGAGAAGUAUUACUCAUCUCAGAAAUCUUCUAAAGGAAUAUCAAGCCGCUACUAGUCAUAUUAUUAAUACUUCUAAAAGUAGAUGCUUUGUGAGUGGUACUUCAUCUGUUAGAAAGAGACAAAUUGCUGAUUUUUUCCAUAUGGAUAUCUCUAAUUUCCCUGACAAAUAUCUUGGUGUUAUGCUGGUUUAA
This is a messenger RNA of Papaver somniferum (opium poppy), 2625 nucleotides long. RefSeq lists its product as uncharacterized. The record is from RefSeq and is a predicted model, not a curated record. The transcript has 4 exons. Bases 1 to 2625 code for a protein of 874 amino acids. NCBI's taxonomy places the organism in Eukaryota, Viridiplantae, Streptophyta, Magnoliopsida, Ranunculales, Papaveraceae.